This is a messenger RNA of Vicia faba (fava bean), 1005 nucleotides long. Lineage: Eukaryota; Viridiplantae; Streptophyta; Magnoliopsida; Fabales; Fabaceae. The record is from the annotation of a GenBank genome assembly.
AUGGGUUCUGUGUCCGAAACUGUUUGUGUUACCGGGGCCACGGGUUUCAUCGGAUCAUGGCUCGUCAUGAGACUCAUCGAACGCGGUUAUACAGUUCGAGCCACGGUACGCGAUCCAGAUAACAUAAAGAAGGUGAAGCAUUUGUUAGAACUGCCGGGUGCAAAUAGCAAAUUGACACUUUGGAAAGCUGAUCUUGCUGUAGAGGGUAGUUUUGAUGAAGCGAUUAAAGGUUGUACAGGAGUUUUUCAUGUGGCUACACCUAUGGAUUUUGAGUCAAACGACCCUGAGAAUGAAGUGAUCAAACCUGCCAUAAAUGGAUUACUAGACAUCAUGAAAUCAUGUCUCAAGGCGAAAACUGUUCGCAGAUUGGUUUUCACAUCAUCGGCCGGAUCCGUCAACGUCAUUGAAAAUCAAAAACUCUUGUUCGACGAGAGCUGCUGGAGUGACGUUGAGUUUUGUCGGAGAGUUAAAAUGACUGGAUGGAUGUAUUUUGUUUCUAAGACACUUGCUGAACAAGAAGCAUGGAAAUUUGCUAAAGAAAACAAGAUGGAUUUCAUCACAAUCAUUCCACCUCUCGUUGUUGGUCCUUUUCUUAGUCCAUCUAUGCCACCUAGCUUAACCACUGCCCUUUCUCCUAUUACAAGAAAUGAGGCUCAUUAUUCAAUUAUAAAGCAAGGUCAAUUUGUUCAUUUGGAUGAUCUUUGUGAAGCUCACAUAUUCUUGUUUGAGCAUAUGGAAGUUGAAGGGAGGUACAUAUGUAAUGCAUGUGAAGCUAAUAUUCAUGACAUUGCAAAAUUAAUUAAUGCAAAAUUUCCAGAGUACAAUGUCCCUACAAAGUUCGAAAAUAUUCCAGAUGAAUUGGAGCAUAUUAAAUUUUCUUCAAAGAAGAUCAAAGAUUUAGGAUUCGAGUUUAAGUACAGUUUGGAGGAUAUGUACACCGAAGCUAUUGACACAUGCAGAGAAAAAGGGCUUCUUCCUAAAACUAUGAAAGCUCCAAAAAAUUAA